Molecule: messenger RNA, 3357 nt
Organism: Rodentolepis nana
Lineage: Eukaryota; Metazoa; Platyhelminthes; Cestoda; Cyclophyllidea; Hymenolepididae
Source: the annotation of a GenBank genome assembly
UUUUACCGAUUUCCAGACGCCAUAAGGGUAGAGAGAAAGUUGUAUGACGAAUUGCUCUCUCCAAAGCGAUAUAACAAGUUGAUUCGACCGAGGGCUUCAGGAGAUGGGCCAACAAUAGUCUAUCUCGGUCUAAGACCUUCCCAGUUCAUCGAUGUGGAUGAACAAAAAGAAGUGAUGCGAACUCUGGUAUGGCUAGAACAGGAAUGGCAAGAGCCUCUCUUGUCAUGGGACCCCCAAAAAUAUGAAAAUAUUCAAUCCAUUCAUAUUCCCGCUGAAGAAUUGUGGAGGCCCGAUAUUGUCCUUUAUAACAAUGUGAAUGGCAAAUACGAGAUAACAACGAUGACCCGAGCUGAGGUUUUCUCCAAUGGAACUGUGCGGUGGAUGCCACCAGCUCUAUAUUUGAGUGCCUGCAGAAUUGAUAUGGAAUACUUUCCGCACGAUGAGCAAACUUGCUCCAUGAGAUUUGGCUCCUGGACGUACGAUGGAAGUAAAGUUGAACUUCGCCAUCACCUUCAAAAAUUUGCUCCCGAGCUCCAUCGACCAAUAUACAUAGACUACGCCGCAGACCUCCAUGAUUUUGAAAGCACCGUUGAGUACGACAUUACUUCCCUCUCUGCAAUUUGUGCAAAUAACUUCUACCAGCAUUCAAUUCAUCCCUAUCCAGAAAUUACCUUCAGACUGCGAAUGCGUCGACGUUACACCUUUUACGCCUUCAAUUUCCUCUUUCCCUGUGUUGGAGUUGCUAUUCUCGCCGUGAUGACUUUCAUUCUACCCCCUGAUUGUCGAGAGAAGAUCUCGCUGACAAUAAACGCCCUCCUAGCACUGACACUUUUCUUUCUACUUCUAAUUUCCGGAACUGCGCCGGCAACUAGUCUUGCUGUACCGUUGAUGGGAAAGUACCUGCUAUUUACGAUUGUGCUAAUUACUUCAUCGAUUUUUUGGACAGUGGUUGUGCUGAAUGUUCAUUUCAGAUCGGUGGAGACACAUUCUACUCCGAAUUGGUGGCUUAGACGAAUAUUUCUGGAAAUAAUUCCUCCAUUUUUGGGUUUAAGACCCCCAAAUCAGAGUGGCGGAAAUCCUUGCAAGAUGAAGUCGUCAAACGAUCAGUUAGAACUCGAUACAAUCAAGAAUGAAUGGGCAGUGGAUAGAAAUGGCCUGACAAAAUGCAAGUCAAAAGGAUUCCCAUCGCGUACCCAAGAGACGGAGUACAACCCGUUGGCUUGUCAGAUUACUCGCCAACUUAUUGAACAAUGCAGCGAUGAGACCCAACUUCGGAUGAGAUAUAAACUACAUCAAGUGGCAGAGGGAUCACAAUUCAUUGAACACCAACUCAAGAGCAUUGAAAGAGAAUGCAACGUUGCUCUAGGCAACAUGGUUUACUUGAGAUUCCUUGUUGCCAUCCUUAUGUGUGGAUUGCAAGGUACUUUUAGCUAUAAGGAGGCUAGCCGUCUAUACGAUGUUCUCAUAAAUCAACAAGGCUAUAAUAAGAUUCUUAGACCAGUUGCUAAUGCCAAUGAUACUCUCACCGUUUUCUUCGGAUUGGGACUUCUGCAGUUAAUGGACUUAGAUGAAGUCAAUCAAAUUCUUACUACUAACGUCUGGGUUGAAUUGGAGUGGACAGAUUCUAAGUUGGUUUGGGAACCUAAAGAUUUUGGAGGAGUUACAGCCCUAUUUAUUCCUUCAGAACUUUUAUGGUUGCCUGAUCUACUGUUGUAUAAUAACGCCGAUGGCAAUUAUGUGAUCGAUAUAAUGACAAAAGCAAUUGUCUACUAUAAUGGUACAAUUAGAUGGACACCUCCGGCCAUAUUUAAGAGCUCUUGUCCAAUCAAUGUUCAGUAUUUUCCCUAUGAUAUUCAGGAGUGUUUCAUGAAAUUCGGAUCUUGGACAUAUAAUGGCAAUCAAGUUAGUCUGAAGCAUAUAACACAGAAGCGUAUUCCAGAACACGAGGGCAAUGUCCACAUUGAUCAUGCCGUAAAUUUAAAGGACUUUUAUCCCUCAGUUGAGUUUGAGCUUCUUGAAGUCUCUGCAAUACGUCGUGCUGAAUAUUACACUUGUUGUGCAGACCCCUUUAUUGAUGUUACCUUCAAAUUGGCCCUCCGAAGAAAAACUCUCUUCUAUACCAUAAAUUUAAUCAUACCCUGCGUUGGCAUUGCCUUUUUAACAAUUCUGGUCUUCUAUCUGCCAUCGCAGAGUGGAGGGAAGAUUGCCCUGUCGAUUAAUGUCCUACUCGGUCUAACGGUUUUUCUGCUCCUACUGGCUGAAUCGAUUCCCCCAACGGGUUUAGCUAUGCCGCUGAUUGGAAAGUAUCUUUUAUUUACGAUGGGACUCGUUUCACUGUCUAUUCUGAAAACGAUAUUUGUGCUUAAUUUGCACCAUAGAACUCCGAAUAAACCAGCCCCUAACUUUGGUAAUGGACGAAUUGGGAGGAAAUUACUGAAGCUAAUUGGAUUGGAACCACCAAGUAAAUCCACGGCUAAAGAGGAUAAGAGCCAAUUGUGGCCAAUGUCAUUAGGUAAGAAAGGAGAAAUCGAUAGAUCGAUGGAUGCAUCGUCAGCGGAACAACGUCUCCUGAAGUUUAUUCAUAAUCUGCGAACCUUAGCUGAACAUUUCUCAAAGUAUGAGGAGAGAAAAAGGUAUGAGGAAGAUUGGUUGCGUUUGGCUAUGAUAUCGGAUCGCAUCUGUUUAUGUUUCUUCAUGGCGGCUUGCUUAACAGGUAAGACGAUGGGCGACCUUCAAAUCACUCACUGGGACGAAAAGAAGGAUGGCGUUUUCUCUUCGAAUAAAAUGAAAGCUAUGUUGGAGAAAGAGGGUUUCACAGUUAUCCCCUACACCUUCUCUCCAGGCACAGAUUUUCCUAACCACACCCAUAACGUGGAUAAGAAAGAUGCUAUAACUGCUGGCAAAUUCUCCUUCACCAUGCAUGGGAAGACAGUUGUUCUUUCAGCUGGAGAUACCAUUUUUGUCCCCAAGAACACUGUCCACGCUGCUCAUGUGGUUGGAGAUGAAGAUCCUAUUGAUUUUGACUAUUUAGAAUUCAGUAUGGGUGAAUUCGUUGUCGAUCACUGGAAUGAGGCUACAGAUGGUAUUCUUAACCGCGAAAAUAUGAAGAAAAAACUGGAGAAGCAGGGCUAUUCCGCCUACCCAUACACUUUCAAUGCUGGCAUGACAUUCGGCACCCACACUCAUGAUGUAGAUAAAAAGGAUGUUGUUGUCGAUGGAAGACUUGAAUUUCAUAUGUACGGGAAGUCAAUCAUCUUAGAACCUGGUGACACAUUGGAGGUCCCCAAAGGAGUUCCACACUCAGCUAAGGUUAUUGGGACCAAAAAUCUCGAAUUUUUCGAUGCUACAAAACUGUGA